Molecule: messenger RNA, 3435 nt
Organism: Dictyostelium purpureum
Lineage: Eukaryota; Evosea; Eumycetozoa; Dictyosteliales; Dictyosteliaceae
Exons: 3
Coding region: 1-3435 (1144 amino acids)
Biological process (GO): G protein-coupled receptor signaling pathway; positive regulation of MAP kinase activity
Cellular component (GO): phosphatidylinositol 3-kinase complex, class IB
Molecular function (GO): 1-phosphatidylinositol-3-kinase regulator activity
Source: RefSeq, a predicted model, not a curated record
AUGAAUGAAGAAAAUAAUAACAAUAACAAUGGAUUUCAUUUACAACCAACAUUAAUUCAAAUGAGUGAAAUUUUACAACACUCUGUCGAAUUAAAAUUAUGUUCAUCAAUAGAAACACAUAAUGUAUUUUGGGAUACAUUGUUAUAUAAUAUUGAAGAUAAUGGUGAUGCCAUAUCAAUGAUUAUUUCAUUAUUAUUAACUAAAUAUAUAAUGUUAUUUAAUAAUGAAAAGUCAUCCAAUACUUUACUUCAAUCAUUAUUUACAAAGUUAACAAAUGCACCAGCAGAAGAAUUUUUUGAAUUACUUAAUAACUCAUAUAGAAAUAGUGUCAAUAUUAAUAAUAACAACAAUAAUAAUAAUAAUAAUAAUAGUACAAAUAAUUCACCAAUUAAUACAAGUUUGGAUAAUUCCACUACAGCCGGUGAAGAAGAUGACGGUGAUGAAAGUGAAAGUGAUAGCGAAUCCGAAGACGAGGUAUUAAAUAAUGAAGAGGGUAACAAUAAUAAUGAUCAACAAAAAAGAAAAUCAAAAAAAGUUGUAUAUACAGAAUUAGAAACUUUUAAUAAUAGUACAACAGUAGUCGAAACAAGCACAACAGUAAUUUAUACAAAUAAUGGAGGCAACACAUCACAACCAACAACCUUAUCAACAUCAGGCAACAGUAUAAAUUUAUCACAACCAUCAACUCCACCAUCAAAUGAAUUAAAUUCAAACUACAACAACAAUAGCAAUAAUUUUGAUAAUAUUUUUAAUGAUACAACAUCAACAACAAUAAAUUAUAAUUAUAAUAACUUAACAAGUGAGGAACUUAAAGAAUCAGAAAGUAAUAGAUUAUUAAUUUUAUCAACUAUUGGGUAUCUAUCAUUGUUUUAUACAUUCAAUCCACAAUUCCCAACAUUAAAAGUUAUAUUAAAUAAAAUUAAUCAAUUACAAUUCGAUAAAAAUAAAUCAGAAUCAAGUUUCUUGGCUGAAAUCGCACGUAUACUUCAAAAUGGUUAUCAAGAUAAUAAUGAUUUCAUCUUCUUUUUAAUUGAUCAAUGUUCAGAAACUCAAAUAUCAAAUGAUAAUCAAAGACAAAUUAAAAUGGGUUCUUGGUAUAGCGCUUGUAUUAGAAAAAUUUUAAGAGAUGAAUCCAUCAAUAAAUCAAAUGAAAUUCUUUCAUGUCUAUUAUUAUUUUUAAAACAUCCUUUAUUAACCAAAAGAAAAGUUUUAAUAUUAUUACAAAUGUUAAAGCAUCUUUUAUUAAUAACUCCAGUAAUCUCACCAGGAACAAUCGAAACAGCACUUACUUUGGUAAAGACUUACUAUCAUUGGCCAAAACCAUAUUGUACAUUUGCCAAAGAGAUAUUAGAACUUUUAUCAUUAGAAUCAAAGUGCCCAGGAUCCUAUUUCAGAAAUAUGUUAACUGUAGAGUUCCCAUCGAUCAUUGCCCAACCAAAUAGCAUUAGUGCCAACAAUCUCACUAAUACACUAUUUAGCAAUAAGAACAGACCAACUGUUCACUUUUUAGUAGAUAAAUAUAACAGCGAAGCAUUACUUAUUCAAGAGUUAUUUGAAAAUUCAAGCUCUGCAACCUAUUUACCAACUAUCACUCAACUUCAAUCAAAUAAUAUAGAGAAUAUUUUCAAGAGAAUUUUAGGUGUUGAUAACACACAAUUGGGUUUAGAGUAUUUGGAACCAAUCGAUGUAUCACAAUUCCAUUUCAAGAUAUUAGAGAUUAUGAAUAAAACAAUGUAUUUGGAGAAAUCGACUUCGAUAGCCGCCAGAAUUGAACAACUUUGUACAAUUAGAGAUGAGAUUAUUAAAGCAUCUUCAACCAACAAUACUCCAUUCUCUCACAAACCUAAAGCAAUUGAAUUACCACCUUUAUCAUAUCAAUUUAAUUCGUUACUUACUUUAAGUGUUCGUCAAAAGAGACCCGAUCAAUACGCCACCCAAUACCAAAUCCCAAUAAACAAGAAAACUACAAAUGCUUUAAUUACUCUUCUUUCAAAAUAUCAAGAUCAAGAUUAUCAAGAACAAGUUAAAUUUGCAAUCGUUGGUAAUGACGCUUCCAUCCAACAUGUUUUAGGUGCCUAUCUAUUCCUUAGAAUUCAUUCACCAGAACUAUUUGAAGAUUUAGAAUUAUUAUUUUAUAUUUUACCAACCAAUUCCCAAAAUCUUUAUAAUAAUUGCAGAAUUUCAGAUUUUAUUUCAUCAUUUGAUUUCUGGUAUCAUAAACAAGUUUCAAUUUGCCUCAAAUCAAUUUAUAAUAUUAUACCAUCAUUUAUACCAGUUGCAAAGGUUUCAAAUUUAGAAAGACAAUCAUUCAUUGAAUCAAUUUCACAAAUUAAAGAUUUAAGAAGCAGUAUGAGUAUACCAAAAGAAGAAACAAAUAAACUAAAUAUUUCUAAAGAACAAGUUUUAUCACCACCACAAUCAGAGAUUGAUAAUAAUGAACAAGCAAACACUGCAACAAAUAAUAACGAUAAAAAAAUGGACCAUGAUUUAAUCGAAACACCAUCACAUAUUAUUCAAAGCGAAGUUGAAUAUUUAUUUAGAGAGGCAUCAUUCUGUUUAGAUAUCCCAGUUGUCAAAUGCGAAGGUUGGACUGAUGAUCAAUAUUAUACCAUUCCAUUCUUAAUGAAAGCAGAAAUUAAUAUUCAAACAUUUAUAGUUGCAAAUUCAGGUGAUAUGACUAUAAACACAGCAACCCUAGUCAAUACUUUAAGCAGUAUGAAUAUUAAUGGUUCAAAUAGCGUAGCUUUAUCAAACCUCGAUAAUAAUGAUAGUGGCGAUAAUGGAGAUGGCUCAAAUACAAAUUCAAACAGUGACGGUAAUAAUGGGGAUGGAGAUAAUAGCGGCAAUAAUAGCAAUAGUAUAAACUCUGAAUCCUCACAAUUGGCCAAGUUGAUUUCAAAAUACCAACCAACCAAUGUCAGCAUUAAAAUCCAACAGUGCAAUCAAAUGGGCCAAUCAUUACAAUGGAUUAACAUUGAAUCAAAAUCAUACUAUGGUAUUGAAAUUAAUAAUAUUAUGCCAAAAUCAACAAUUAAAUCAUCAUCAUCAUCAUCAUCAUCGAAUCAAACAAAUACUGCAGCUAAUUUCAACUUAAAUAAACAAGAUAACCAAAUGAAACCAAAAAUGGAAAUUCAUUUAGUAGAAGCAGAACAAAAGAAAAAGAAAAUCAUUUCAUCCGAAGAUCUCUUUAGAUUCUUUACCACAGUCAUCGAAAUUGAAUCUCCAGAUAAAAAGAAAACCUUUGAUAUACUUUUAGAUGGUCAACUCCAUGGUCCAUUCAAUAAAAUCAAAUUAUCUUUUUGUAGCAACAAAGAUACUCCAACUGUUGGUAACACAAGAAAUAGUACUGUACCUUCAACUGUUUCACCAGAUAAUUCACUUUCAAAUGAUGAUUUCAUUACUUUCCCAAUUAUGACAUUCUUACCAUUAGAAUAA